This is a messenger RNA of Spirometra erinaceieuropaei, 13509 nucleotides long. The record is from the annotation of a GenBank genome assembly. Lineage: Eukaryota; Metazoa; Platyhelminthes; Cestoda; Diphyllobothriidea; Diphyllobothriidae.
AUGGCGUUGCUAGAGGAGGCUAUGAAGGGUAAGAGACUGCAGCGGGACAUUCUACGCGACAGCCAUGCCAUGGCCCCACAUUUCAGCCCACUUUUGGCAUCCCUUUUAAAUAUCGACCUGCAUGGUGAGUCCCCUGAGGCGCACACACAUAAUACCUAUUGGAAGACGUUUCAGAGUUCAGUAUAAACAUUUCUCUUUCGGGGGAUUGAUUUCCAACUGCUGUCUACGUUGAGGAAACCUCAAACUCAGGCUCUUCAGUGGCCUCGUAAUAUGCCUACGUCUGGCGUGUAAUGCGUUUGUAUAUGGUGAUUCGGUGACAGCCACAGUAAUUACGCUUCAUACUUGCUUUGGAUAUUCAGUAAAAGACGAUAAACAAUUUGCAUAAGUAUAACACCAAGGCUUAAUAGUACAUACAAGUCGACAACUUGAAAUGGAUAGUGAGUAAAUACCCAAGCAAUAAGCAUAAGAUGCAUAAAUUAAGUAAGGCAUUUAUCAAGAACAUAAAAACAUCCUUGGUUGACACACGAUAUUACGCGCGACCCAUGGGCGUAAACGAAUGUUUUUUCCAUGAUUUAUAAGCCACUUUUGAUAAAUUAGCUACUUUAAAUGCCGAAGGAAGUACACUAAGUGGUGCUUUUGAGACAUAACUUUCGAUGCAAAUACGCUUCAUAAGGCUUCAAUCCAGAGGGGGCGCCGACUCCACACAGCUCCACAUAUGAUGGGGCCAUGGCUGGCAGGAAAGCUCUCCUCAAAGUUGGUUUGGUUACAUCCCCUAACGUGAAUGUUGUUACAUAUGAGCAACUACUGGUCCCGUGUGUCCAUUUUAGGAGAGCAAUGCAAAAGGGAAAAUUUAAUUGCUACGAAGAGCUGCUGUCUAGAGUAAGGGAUUGUGAGAAGGCAGGUAAGAAUAUUGUUAUCUUUUUCGGUAAUUUCAGGCAUCAGACACACACUUCAGGAUUUAUCUGGACCAUAAGCUACCAGAGAACUAUUUGCUGAAUUAAGAAUUUUAGAUAUUGCAGUAAGGACAUGUGCCAGUGAGUAGGCCUAUGGUGCUGAUGAACGGAUGGAUAACAGUAGGUAUUGACGGCAGUCGGUUAGCUGUGGCAUUAAGUAAGUAUUGUUUACUAUUGUUGUUCAUCAAGUUUAUUAGUUCUUUUCAUUUUUUCCCUUCGAUCUUUGUUUUUUAAUAAGUCUGUUUUAACUAACUAUUCAUGUCUCUGACUUUUGGUUUAUAGGUUGUAAAAAGUACGCACUCGUUAUAUUUUUCCGCAUGUUGUUUAUUUAGGUUUCCCCUACACGCUAACAAGCGCAAAUAUCAAACCGGGACUUCUUCGGAAAGCCAGUGUAGUACUCGAGCCACCCAAGGGUAUGAUCUUGUCUUCGUCUUUGUCUUCUUCUUCUUCUUCUUCUUCUUCUUCUUCUUCUUCUUCUUCUUCUUCUUCUAGAUGACAUUCCGUAUAGGCUUCCUUGGUGCUUCUGCCUGGUCGAGCGUCUCCUCGGCUGGAAUCCUGAAAACUAGCGCGAAUUGAUUUCAUCAUCCGCAGGUGCAAGCGUACGCCGAUAGAGUAGGUUGACGACGGAAAAUUUUAUUAAAAGAAAUACAUCAACCGGGGUAAUUAGUCCUGUUCCGUCUUCUUGCAGUCUUUCUCCUUACGGGAGGUCACUCGACUGGCCCCCUCACACUCUUCCUCGGCGGUCACUAAAAAGGUAUGUUCGGAACACAAAUCAGUCAGACGGUACAGGAAAAAACAUGGCAAGAACACAUUAAAACAACAAGGUCAGGACGUCCUUCUACACCUUGACAAUGCCUGUCAACUGGCAUUAACUAAAAAUUUAUUUAUUUAUUUAAGACGUCACCGUGCAAUCGCCGAUAUGAUAUUAUUGGUCCACCGGCCAGGAAUUUCGGGCCGACUUCAAAACUACAUCCAUAGACUUGAUAAAUGCCGCGCACAGGGUGAAUCGCGAUGGAUUGUGGACAUUAGUGAAGGCAUUCGGUUGUCCUGAACGAUCCACGCACGUGCUGCGUCAGCUCCACUAGGGGACGCUGAUGCGCGUCACGGACAACGAGACCAUUCCAAAAUCAUUCACAGUAUCCGGCAGAGUAGAGCAAGUUUGCGUACUAACCUCACUCCUCGUCAGCCCCAUGUUUCCUGCCAUGCUGGUGACGCUAACCAUGAUGAGUGCCCCAAAAUUCUCAUUAUUACAGGACCGAUGGAAAUCUUAUCAGCCGACGUAUGCGAGCCCCAACAUGUCUCUCCAUAACUGCGAUCGACAACCCGCUUUUGGCUGACGACCGCACAUUCGACCUAGUCGAAAUGCAACGGAGCAUGGAUCACCAAAUUCAGGCUGAACUUCAACACGUUUUCACUCUCUGAGGAAUCCGUUUUCUGAAACUCUAGUCCACUGGUCGCUCUUACAACCUGAAGUUAGCAAGAGUUGUAUUUGAACCAGCAAUAUCCCCACGUUCAUAAAUUUAUAACGAAAUUUCGACUGAAAGAACAAACCCUUUUCUGACCGCUUCCCUGCAAAAACCUCGUCAGAAUUCUCCAAAUCUGCAAACAGCUGUGUGGUUUGCUUUUGAUUUUAUGCGGUUUAUGUGGUUGAAAACUUCGCCUUAUACCAUUGAAUACCUUUCAUAUUCUUUUAAUCAAUAAUGGGAAUCGAGAAAACGCCUCUAGCGCAACGAGUCAAAAAAUCCACCACAGGCCGAGGCUGAGCCCUAGCGCCCGUACGAUACGCUUCGGACUCCUUCAAAAUGUUUCAGAAGUGGAGAAGAAGACUGAGAACCUAACAGUGGAGAUGGAGAAGUUGAGAGAUCUCCUUCACUAUUUGCCCAAAUAGAAGAUAUUUCUGACAUCCGAAAUUCAAAAAAAGAAGUAACGUACGCAAACACGGCUUUUUUAACUGUCAACGGAGUAAAAAGAAGACAGUGGACUAAGUAAGUUCGAUGUCAAUAAGAAUAGGCGUUAGAUGCGAGAAGAGGGUGAUCAGACGGGAUAUCCGGGGACAAAAAAUGUCCCGAGUACUUCGAAAAGACACACACGGUCAGAAAAGGGAAAAGAAGUUAGCUACGUUGCAGGCAAAAAUCAUACUGGCGAAGGUCGCCUAAUGAUCGAGAAACCGGACUUAACGCAGAACCUUGCGUUGGCUGUACCACUCAUAACCUAUCUCAGUCAGAAUAAGACGGCAACUAGGACAUCCAAAAUGAAGUCUUUGCAUGUGACAAUAGAAUACUGAACCCUCGCGUUGAUCGCAGCAAAUGCAUUGCAAUAAAGGUUAUGCGUAAGUUUGCUCCUGACAUCCCAAAGGACAGAAUACAUCAUGACAUGGACAUAUUCCAUCAAUCCAUAGGACCGUUUGGCGAGCAUAGAGCAUAGGCUUACUUUCUGUAAAUUCGCAUUGGGCCAGUACAUUUAUAUGGGAAGUAGGCAGAAAGUAGAACGCGUAAACGAUAAGCGACAUCGAUUGCGGUUAGUCUUUUCAUAUGAGCGGGAUGUGUGAAAGGGGGGAGGAGGCAGUAAGUGGCAGUGAGGGUUACACAGAGACGUGUCACAUGGUGAAGGGGAUGGGGACGAGGAGACACGCAUGCCGUUUAUUGCUUUCUAGCCACGGUAGACGCGGGGCGUGCAAAAGGUUCUUCUGCGCGCACAGGACCAGCCUCCUUGUCCUGAUGGCAGUCGCUUCAGCAGUUGCUAGUAGUUGCUGACUCAUGACGUUUCAUGAGUUAGUACACUUGCGGCACUAAUGCUCAAAGUUCCAUUUCGAAUAUCGACGAACUCAAGGCGUUAGUUUCAGAACGGAGCCCUGAUGUCUUUGCUAUAACGGCAGCAUGGCUCAAAGCCGAAAUCGCGGAUACGGAGAUUCCGAUGCAGGGCUACCAGCUCUUUCGCAGAGACUGUCAAAAUAGACAUGGUGGUGGGGUAUUCGUAUAUGUAUGAACAGGAUUUUCGGCCGUCGAACGAGCCCACACCUUCCCUCUUGAAUAUGAAUCCGUCUGUGUAAAGACAAAAAAGAGUAACGAACAAAAUCUGGAAUUCCUGAGAGCUGACAGACCACUAAAACCUUCCAAAAGCAGCUGGAGAGUCAAUUCCCCAUUUGGUCAAGGAAGUAGCCCGCUAUCAAGGGGUUCUUAUUACUAGAGAUCUCAACACACCCGCAAUAGACUGGGAAAAUCUGGCAGUCCACGGUGCGCCGACUUCCUUCAACAAUAAUGUAAGGGAUCUCACCCUCGGUCUCCAUCAGGCACAGCAAGUAAAGACACUAAGCUAGAUUCUGAGUGAACCAGAGAGCCAAUUUCUCGGAUCCAGUUUUCGCGAGACAAUUCCUUCAAACUGACGAAGUACAUUCUAGUGCACCCCUCUGUAAGGGUGAUCAAACUACGCUACCAUAGAAUUAUUUGCUAUUCUCUCAACGUCAAAAGAGAACGGAUAGCCAACAAAAUAUAGAAGGCAGAUUUUAAUGUUAUGAAGGACAAACUGAAACGGGACUGUUUGCACAAGGGUGAGCAGGAGGAUGAUUAGAAAUCGUUUAAGACGAUUUCGCCGGAUUUGAUUCGGCGCCGUUGUCAAGUGAGUAUACGAAAAAAUAGUAGUCGGCCUGUUUGUCUAACUAGAGACCUGAAUGGAGAUUUGAGGAGGCAAAGAAAACGGCAAGAUAUUCAGAAGAACUGGGUCACCAAAACACCUUAUGGAAUUUCUUCGUCAACAAAACGCAGUCAAAAGAUGCACCAGCCAGGCAAGAAAGGACAAUGAAUCCACAAUUAUCCGACAGACUGAGCCACAGCCGACGAUUUUAUUCUACUAUAUUAACAAUCGACUGGAAAACAAGGAUGAUAAUGGUGUCGGAGUCGUUUAAAAUCCCGAGAAAGGCAGGAACUUGGGACGGUUUACUGCUUCGGUAUUCAUAAGGGACACGGAAUUUCUGAAUCACACUGUCAGCAAUCCUGUUGCUACCGCCAUUGUCAUGCUUAAUUCUAUAUUCUUGCCGGCAUCUGUCAUGGAAACAGAGCUGCAGGAUCUCAAAGAAGCAAGGUCAACGGGCCUGGAAAAUAUAACGGCCAAGUUCUCAAGAGAAUUAGCGGACGAAUUUCCCAAACUGCAGCGCAUAUCUUCCAUCGUGAUUCGACCUAGGGAGACUGCCUUCUAAAGGGAAGACAACGAACAUCUACCCGAUAUACAAUGGUGAGGCUCGAAUAAACAGCAACAGUUGUCAGCCUGUCAGCCUCAUCUUAAUUUUCUGCAAAUUAAUGGAAACCAUACUUAAGGAAGCAACAGUAAAGCUCCUGGAGGAGAAUCAUUUACUCUCAGGGCUCCAAUACGUCUUCAGACAGUGCCGCUCAUGCCUUUCCAGUUUAUUCCUCUCGAAUGGGCAGUGGAAUCGCGCGCCGGACGAGGAUGGUAGGAUUGAUGUCAUCUACACGGAUUUCAAGAAGGCGUUUGACAGCGUCCCACAUGAACGCCUAAUCUAUAAACUACCCGAAAUUAGAAUAGAAGGAAAGCUGCUGAAAUGAUUCGAAGGUAUUCUUACAGGGAGAUCGUAAAUCAUGUGCGUUGAUGCCUCGAAGUCAUCCUCAAGCCCUGAUCUAAUUAGUGUUCCUCAAGGCUCAGUCCUAGGGCCGUUGCGCUUCCUGGUUUACACCAACGACUGUGCUGACGACCUGGGAUGCAGAAUCAUUAUGUUUGCUGACGACGCUAAAUUGUUGAGAAUCAUCAGAUUUGACGCAGUCAGGCACGGAAUUCAAAAGAGUCUUUAUCGACUUAGCAGCUUGGCAACUCGCUGCUUCCCAAAUUUUAAUAAACACAUAAAUCAGCAAUUUUACUUAGUACCCCUAUGGGUACUGUCAUUGAAAGCCAAAAUCAAUUUUGUGUGAAUUUUAGAACAAGUGGGUGGACACUGUACAGUGUUCAGUCCAUACUUAUUAAGUGGUCAGUCUGAUAUGAAAGCCGGUCACCGAAUAGCAAAAGACUUUUUUCGAACAGGAAAAACAGAUGUAAUCUAAUUAGAUUUGAAGGAGGAGAAAUUUAUCGCGAGUCGAAGAGGACCAGUGUGCAUGUGGUAGUACAUAAGGGUUCAAAGAGGAUAUCAUCAAGGUAAAAUUCCCAAAUCGGAUGAGGUUGCUCGCUGCAGAUGUGGUCAUAAUAUUCUGCGUCGAUAACGGAAACGAUCAUCAAGGUGGCGAGAGCAGAGAAACCCAAACGCGAUCAGUCACAGCCUGCCUAGAGUCCAGCCGAGAAGAGAACUUGAGGGGCUGCGGCGAUCAACAAAGCGUGGGGAGAUGCGACCGUGCCACUUCUUUAUUGGCCGACCAAACAACUAGCACGUGGCGAAAACAGAGAAGUCUGCAAUGAUCGUCAACAGAUCGACUGAGGUCGAGAUGAGGAGAUGACAUCGAAAAUAGCAAAAAUAAUUGCUGCAGGAGAGCAGUAAUAACAGUGGGCUAAGUAGCUGAUUGAAAACAGGGGUGAGUUUCCACUUGAAAAAAGCAAAACAUGUAUUAUCUACCAUUAAAUCCCAGGAAGACUCUUUUAAAAGACCAGAGUUGGGGUGUUCGGGAAUGACGUAAACAUUAGUGACUUUAUGCUUUCCGGUGUAAGGAUUAGCUUAAUUUCGAUUUGAAUGCCGAUUACUUAGGCGAUAAAUUAUGCUCAAGUGGAAAAUUAUUCCAAUGGAAGAAAUAUCUGGAUUCAAAAUGAAGGAACGUUUAGGUGUCGAGCAAGGAGGCGGCGGAAUAAACAUGAGAAAUUGCACGUGGCAUAAGACCGAUCUCUCGGAGCGAGAUUGUUAAUACGCGGUAGAUUAGGGCCAGUGCUAAUACGUAACAGUGAGCAAAGGCCAGCUUAGAGUCUUCUAAUCCAUGGAAACUUAAUGUUCGUCGAUUGAUACCUGCUGAUAAAGGAAAUACCGGAUCUAGCUUAAGAGAAGAGUUUUCGAGUAAAAACUCUGAAGUUUUUCGAUUUUAUUACGGCUACAUGCGUUCACUAAGUCAGAGGACGGACAGCAGUACCCGAUGAAGGAAAGAACAAACACUUUACAAAGUCUUAUCUUUAUUUCCGGAAGGAAAUUGUGUGUUAUAUGAACCGGAGAUUCUAUCUGUAUAAAGUGAUAAAAUAAGGUUAUUAGUACAAUUUAAACUGGUUCUUUUAUGGUGAAGCAUUCGGAGAGUGGAUUAUUUUAAAAACCCUAUGGGAUCAGAAAGCUUGGCAUGGCCAUGAAACUUGAAACUAAACUUAGACGAUGGGAAUUCCAUCUGUCAUGUUGAACUGCAUUUCCAUAAAUGUGUGGACUUGAGAAUCUGUGCCAGAAAGACUAUUAUGGAGAAUGGUUCCUUUUGAUGUCUCCUUGAUGGGUCAUCCCUUUAAAAUGUUAUGGAACAGAAAGACCCCGGCGCUCUACUGAUUUCCUCACUGAAACCGUCGUUACUGGACUGGCUAAACUUAAUCUAUUCCCUCUUAAUUAUAGACAACUGCGCGGUGAUCUUAUUCAAACCUACGGGAUUGUCGGAGGCCGUCAUUGUGACCUGGGCCUUUUCGAAUUGGCCGGGGCGGACCGUCAACGUAUUCAUCCCUUUAAACUGCAGAGGAAAUUAAUUCAUACAGACGUCCGACGGAACUCCUUCCCGCAAGGGUCGUCGGAGCAUGGAACGGACUAGCAGGCGUGGUAAUUCUUUUCUAAACUACUAAAUCGUUUAAACGUAAACGAGAGUCAUUUUUCGAGAACUUAAUUUACGUAUAAUCACGACUAUAUCAGUGACGGCAAUUUGUGCCUGGCUCACGUAUACCGAUAAUAUAACUUUUAAGUUUCCAGAAUCGUUAGUGUAACAAUUGAUUAAAUUGCCGUUUUUGGAUUUGAAUGGUAAGCUUAUGAGCGAAAUUCUCAUUCCUUUAAAAAGUUAUCUUAAACUGACUUAAGACGGUGGUCAUACAUCAACCGCCUCCCCAACGAUGCGUAGAAUGAGCUUUGCCUCCACGUCAGCAGUAUCAAACUGAAAACCGUAGACACCCUGGCCUACGGAAGCAGUACAUCAUCACGUAGCAUCAAAAUUGACGACAAAGUGACUCAGUAGAUCUCCAAAGCCAAUCAAGACUUUGGCCGACCGCAGAACUCCGUUUGUAAUCGUCACUGCCUCGGCCUCAACAUUAAACUCAAGAUGUAGAAAGUGGUCAUCUUGACGACUCUGGUCUAGCAUGCGGAAGCCGGGACAGUCUACGAAAAACAAGCAGGAAAACUCAACCACCCCCACCUCGGUUGUCUCCUGCGCCUACUGAAGCUGAGGUGGCAGUACAAGAUACAAGGAAAAGAUCUUCUCGAACGAACUAGAAUCCUCAUCAUUGAUGCCAUGGGGAGGCCACUAAAACAAUGAUGGAGCGGCCUCCUCGAGAUGAUGAAUCGUAGGCACUUACCAAAACAACGCUUCUCUGGAAAUGUCGCCACGGGAGCUCGUCGACAAGGAUGGCGAACAUGUUGUCAUAAGGAUGCCGUGAAGAAUCCCCCGAAGUGGUUACAGAUUGACUCGGAGACUUGGAAAGGCCUCGCACAGAAUCAACCGGCAUGGAGAAGUGCAGUGAAGACUGAGGUAGCAGUCUAUCAAGCCUAUCGGAGUGUUGCUACCAAAGUCAGAAGAGUAGCACGCAAGUCUUAGGCGCCCCUGACCUGCAAGCUUGGUCAAGUCCCUUCUAACUCAUCUGUGCCACUGGCGAGGAUUCCGCGUGCAGAUUGGGCGCACGGUUCAUCUCAGAACCCAGUGCAACAGCCGAAAAGCCUCGACCGUCUCCACCUCGAUCGUCCCUGCUCCAACUGCCACGGCAUCCGCGACGAGGAGCGCCCUCACUACUGAUGCUCAGAAUCUCGCUGCCCGUCGUUCCUUUUCUUCUUCUUCUUCUUCUUCUUCUUCUUCUUCUUCUUCUUCUUCACUAUCACCAUCUCUGUCAAAACCCCCGCGGCGACAAAGAUGACAGCCUCUCCCACUCCCGCCACCGGUCAGGACACUCUCAGUCCCCCAUUAACCACCAACCUCACCAUUACCACCCCAACUCAAGCAAUGUGAACACGAACCCAGCCUGUCCUCAUUGCAACCACAUAUUCCUCCACGUGUCGGCCUUAUAUGUCGGCUGCAAAUCUGUCGUCCAGAGACAGAUGCAUCAGUGACAGGAGGUCCCAAUACACUUGCUGAAUCCGACUUCACUGCCAACACUGUCCACGCAAGUUCGUUCAUCGAGUGAGCCUAUUCGGUCACACGCGCAUCCCCAUCAGCGAAAUUCCCCACAGUAUCAACACACUUUGAGCAUCCAUAAAUUAUCCCGUCACCAACCCAAUCAACUCUAAAUACAACGGCGCGGUUAACAUUGACAGCACCACGACAGCAACCGACUGAGAAUUCGCCAAACUAUCCUACCCACACUACCAUCGCACAUUCAGCUCCUGAUUCAGAAUGGUCAGUCUCUUACGGAUCCAUCGCACAGAGACUGGCGAACCAGCGCCUAGAGCACCAACAUAAACAAGACGUCAAUGACGCAAAUGCACGCCUUGUCUUCGAAAAUUCAGCCAUCGAAAGGACCUAUUGGGUUGAAUGCUCAUUCAUGCAAACCUGCGAUAAAUCGCUGCAGAUAUAAUCAAAUCAAUACACAUUACCCCAUUAGCACAUGCACCACAGAUAAGCCUCCCCAAAAUCCCACAUAACCAGCACUUCUUACGUAAGUGGAUAGUGUGCAUUUCAACUCAUUCCUCCAGGUGGCUCCUCUGCUGCGUGUGAGAUAUAAACAGUCUAACCCUUGCGUGAAAUAUCGGUGUGUGUGUGUGUUGUGUACUGCUAACGGGCAACGUGUUAAUUGCGCUGGACCAACACGGGGGCCAAAUCGGAAUCUGGCAGGCGUUAUCUCUGCGCAAUAACAAAUGCCGACAUCUGCGGGGUGCGCUGGCAGACCCUGUUGUCGGCAUUUGUCGCACAACUGGACCAGUGCCAUCACCCCAUUGUUGUGGCGGUAAAAAUGCUGGUCAUUUGUUGUGUGGUCCAGGGGCGUGGUGGAACGUCAAAGCGUGGAUGCGUCCUAUCCAUCCACCUGCGGUCUCUCUCGUCUCCGCAUUUCAUGACAUUGUCUUGACACCGGACUCAGGCAGGGGAGGAGGAGAGAGUGAAGGUAGAUGCUACGCAAGUCUACUGGCACUAGAAACCCCUGCGCAAGUCACCGUCCACGCUUCCACCGCUGCUGCAGCUGUGGGCACACGGUGGACAUCGUCGAAAUCGACGGUUGAACUGUCGUGUGUGUGUGUGUGUGUCGCGCCCAUUCCCCACUCCAGCCUGCUGAUCGGUUCGGAUAGUGGCUGGGGUCUGGGAGUGGGAAGGGAGAGUGAGGUCGACGACUGAGCGCACUUUCUCCUCACUAUAAACAAUCUGACGCGCUUGAAGCUAUCACGGUGCGCUAAAAGCCGUAGCUUGGAAGGUUGCCAACUGACGGGGUAACUUGGACCUCCUCCUUAACUGGCGGCGGUCUGAGAGUCAGGCUGCAAUGGUUCCUUUUUAAUGUGGCCUUUAUGGCACUCCCGCCGGAGUGUGGGAUCUGAGCAAGGCGUUGGCGGCAUGCCUAGGUGCGGCUUCAGUAGUGCCAGCCUCCAAAUCUCUGUUGUGUUGGUUGAAAUCAUGGUUAUUUGUUGUGUGGGUCAGGGGAUGUGGACUGGAGCGCCAAGUGAGAAUCCGUCCGAUCCAUCCACCUGCGGUUUCCCUCGUCUCCGCUCUUCUUGACUCGGUCUUGACACCGAACUCAGACCAGGGACGAGGAAAGAGUGCAUAUAGAUGCAGCGCAAGUCUGCUGGCACUGUAAACCCCCUGCGCAAGUCACCGUUCCUGCUUCCACCGCUGCUGCAGCUGUGGGCACACGGUGGACAUCGUCGAAAUCGACGGUCGAACUGUCGUGUGUGUGCGUGUGUGUGUGUGUGUGCGUGGGUUGUAGGGGUGAUGUAAAAGUGCCCAGUUUUGAGUUCACGUGAUGGUCGUUGUGCGUCGUUCACUGGCUUGCAGCUGUUGACUUUGCCUAGCAUCCAUGUACUGGCAGCAAGCUUUCACAGUUCGCUCCCCGAAACUAGGCUCUGCCUAGCGGCCGCACCCCGGCAACUGCCUCGACGGGCGGGCUAAACCAGGUGAGGCCAUCCGUGUGUACAUCUCCGCAUAUGGCAACUAGGCUCCGCCGGCCGGAUGGACCACCGACUCGGCAUCUCCGAGACGAUACUCCCUCUACAACACCACAGGAGGCCACAAGGUAAGUGAGUCCUCAGGUAAGCUGGAUUGAUCUGUUAGAUUGCUAUGUCUGCUUGCUCGUGUUUGUCCUUGUUGAGAGCUAAAUGCUGUUCUGUUGGAUUUAUUUGCACAUCGUUUAUAUUUCAGCAACCAGGCAACUCAGAGCGGGACGGAAAAUCUGUGCGUUCCGUCUCUCUACCCAUCCCUUAUCCCUCUCUCAAGUCCUACGGCGUUGUCGUAGGCAGGUCCAGGCUAACUCGGGUCAUUUUCUCACUAAACAAAAGUCGUGAUCCAUAGUGGAGUUCAGUAGCCGUCUGGGACAACUGAGCAGCCCUAUUUAGGGAGAGCACUGCCGACCCCCCCACAAGGGGGAAGGGGCUAGAAAAGGUGCCCUUUAGAAAUUCUGGAGACUCACUUCGUCUGCAGGCUGACCGUGGCCUCAGAUGCAAAUCCCACGGUCGAAAUAACAAAAACAGAAAAAACACUCCCUCUUUUCCCCCUCCUACUCCCCGCCGCCCCAAUCGCCAGACUGGUUGGGUGAGUCCGCUCACUCUGGGAGCCUAGAAUGUUCUUUCCAUUUUAGACAAUCUGAUGAGCAACCGACCGGAACGGAGGACAGCGCUAGUGGCUCGGGAACUGGCGCGCAACAACGUAGACAUCGUUGAACUCGGCGAGACCCGGUUCUCCGAGCAAGGCCAACUGGAGGAAGUGGGUGCUGGAUACACUUUCUUAUGGGGCGGUUGUCCCAGGGCAGAGCGACGGCUCGUGGGCGCCGCCUUUGCCAUCCGGAAUGAUAUCGUGGGACGACUGCCCUGUCUGCCACAGGGUACCAACAGUCGCCCGAUGAGCUUCCGCCAGCCUCUCUGGGAGGUACUUUCGACACCAUCGUCAGUGUUUACGCUCCUCCGAUGACCAGCCCCAACGAGACGAGGAACAAAUCCUAAGAGGACCUGCAUGCCCUCCUGGUGUCUCUGCUGAUGGCGGAUAAGUUGAUUGUCCUUGGUGAUUUCAACGCCUGUAUCAGCACAGACCAUGCUGCCUGGAGAGGAGUGCAGGGUUUCUAUAGUCUAGACGGCUUCAAUAAAAAUGGCCUGCUUCCCCUACGAACCUGCACAGAACGCCGGCUCACCCUAACCAACACCUUCUUCCGCUUUCCAAUGCGAGAGGAGGCCACCUAGAUGCAACCUCGGUCUCGAAACCGGCACCUGCUGGACUAUGUCAUCGUCCGGAGGCGAGACCAGCGGGACGUGCUGGUGACAAUGGCGAUCCCGGGUGCGGACGGGUGGACCGACCAUCGUCUCGUCAUCUCCUACAGCCCCGCAGGAGACCUUGAGGCAAGCGACCGACCAGGUAAGCUGAAUAUCUCUUUGUUGUCCGUGCCUGCUCAGCGGCUAGCCAGCCCUUCAGUCGCUGCCGCCGCUGAUGAGAACGCUUCCGUGGAGAACCGAUGGUGUCAAUUGUGGGACACAGUUCAGUAGACGACCCUGGCUGUCCUCGGUCGCGCAUGUCGACAACAUCAGGACUGAUUCCAUAACAACGACGCCGCCAUCAGCAACCUGCUUGCCUAGAAGAACUGCCUGUGCAAUAACAAAACAGCCUUCUACCGUAGUCGCCGCCUUGUGCAACAGCGACUACGCGAGAUGCAGGACGUCUGGGCGGCUCGCACUCCGAGAUGAUCUGAGGGUCGCGGACCGUAAUGAAUGGAAAAACUUCUUCUCCGCAAUCGAAGCUGUAUACGGUCUGCCAACUAAAGUAACUGUUCAUCAUCUCAGUGCCGACGGGCGUACCUAAUUACUAAGACGACGAAAAUUCUGAAGCGAUGGGCCGAGCAUUUCAAAGGCGUCGUCAACCGUCCCUCUAUCUCCGGCGCCGUCAUCUGCCGUCUGCCCCCAGUGAGACCAACGCUGACCUUGACCUCUCGCUCCCUCUCUCUCCACAAAACCAGUAGGACUGUGCCGCAGCUCUCCAGCGGGAAAGCGCCUGGGUCGGACGCGGCCCCUGCUAAGAUCUACAAGCACGGUGGCUCCCAACUAAUGGAUCACCCGACGGCGCUCUUUCAGGAGAUGUGGCGUCAAGGAGAAGUCCUUCAGAAUUUCAAGGACGUCAAACUCGUCCAUCUCUACAAGCGCAAGGGGAACCGCCAAAUCUGCGACAGCCAUCGAGGCACCCCCCUACUAAACAUCGCCGAGAAGACGUUAGCUCAUCCUUCUCAACCGCCUGGACCACCAUCUGGAACAAGGUCUCCUCCCGGAAAACCAGUGCGACUUCCACCGUUAUCGUAG